Molecule: messenger RNA, 2547 nt
Organism: Malassezia pachydermatis
Lineage: Eukaryota; Fungi; Basidiomycota; Malasseziomycetes; Malasseziales; Malasseziaceae
Product: glutaminyl-trna synthetase
Exons: 1
Coding region: 1-2547 (848 amino acids)
Biological process (GO): glutaminyl-tRNA aminoacylation; translation
Cellular component (GO): cytosol; cytoplasm
Molecular function (GO): ATP binding; glutamine-tRNA ligase activity
Source: RefSeq, a predicted model, not a curated record
AUGGCGCCCAAGCUGGAUACGAGCGACCCACAGGUCGCGCGUCUCGUAGACCUCUUUGCUACGAUCUCGCUGACAGGUCAACGUGCCGCAGACACAAUCAAGAAUCCCAAGUACGCGCAUGCCCUAGAGCAAACCAUCACCUCGCUGCAUCUCGACCAAAAGCAGCUGGAUGCCAAGACGGGCGGCUCAGUCGUCGUCGCGGCCUCGAGCGGCUGUGAUCUCCCAGAAGCGAAGCUGAACUAUGUCGUGGAGCGCGUGCUUCGUCAGGACUUGAAGUCGACGGAUCAGAUCCAGACGGCCUGCAAGUACGUUACAGACGUCGACUCGAUCGACGAUGCUGCGUUUGAUGCUGCAUGUGGUGUGGGCGUGGUUGUCACGCCAGAGCUGUGCAAGGACAAGGUGCUGGCGUACUUGGACGCACACAACGACGAAAUUUCUUCCACGGGCGGCUGGCCGAAGAUGUCUGCGAUUAUGACGGCGGUGCGUGCGGACCCUGCGCUGCGCUGGGCGAAUGCGGUGGACAUCAAGACGGCCGUCGAGUCGCUUCUCACCGAGCGCUUUGGCCCUCGCAGUGCAGCGCCGAAGAAGAAGGCUGCACCCGCCGCGGGCCCCGCGGCCAAGGCGCCCAAGGCCGAGAAGAAGAAGGAAGAGAGUGUGCGCCCGGACGCCAUGUUUGAAGAAGGACUGCUGGCUUCCCUUCACAAGCCUGGCGACAACCCACAAAUCAAUCCGCGCCUUCGUGAAGAGCACUUGCGUGCGACCAAUGGCGCUGUGAUCACGCGUUUCCCACCGGAGCCCAAUGGCUUCCUGCAUAUUGGCCACUCCAAGGCCAUUGCCGUCAACUUUGGUUAUGCGCGAUACCACAAGGGUCUGUGCUAUCUGCGUUUCGACGAUACCAACCCUGCCGCAGAAGAGGAAAAGUACUUUGUGAGCAUUCUUGAGACGGUGCGCUGGCUCGGGUUUGAGCCCUACAAGAUCACGUACUCGUCGGACUACUUUGACCGCUUGUACGAGUUGGCUGUGGAACUAAUCCGCCGUGGCCUGGCGUACGUCGAUCACUCAACGGCGGAGGAGAUCCGGGCUGGCCGCGGUGGUCCUGACAAGGGCGAGCGCUUCGAGAGCAAGUGGCGUCACCGGCCUGUGGACGAAUCGCUGCAGGCGUUCGAGGAAAUGAAGAACGGAAAGUACAAGCCUGGCGAGGCCACGCUGCGUAUGAAGCAGGAUAUUCUUGGCAGUGGCAACCCGCAAAUGUGGGACUUGAUUGCCUACCGCGUCCUUGACGCCCCGCAUCAACGUACAGGUACCAAGUGGUGCAUCUAUCCGACGUACGACUUUACGCAUUGUUUGGUCGACAGUUUCGAGAAUAUUUCACACUCUCUUUGCACGACUGAGUUCAUUCUUUCCCGUGAGUCGUACGAAUGGCUGUGUGACGCCUUGGAGGUGUACAAGCCGCGCCAGUACGAGUACGGUCGUCUCUCGAUUGAAGGCGCUGUGAUGUCGAAGCGCAAGAUGAUCAAGUUGGUCGCGGGCGGAUAUGUUGACGGUUGGAACGAUCCGCGUAUGUACACCAUCAUUGGCUUGCGUCGUCGUGGUGUGCCGCCCGGUGCCAUUCUCUCGUUUGUGAACCAGCUCGGUGUGUCGACCCACAACUCGACCAUUCAGCUGAACCGUUUCGAUCAGAGCGUGCGUCAGUACCUGGAGCUGAACACACCGCGUCUUAUGAUGAUUGUCAAGCCGCUCAAGAUUACGAUCGAAAACAUCGACGAAGACUUUGUGUUGGACAUUGAGAAGCCCCUGCAUCCCAAGGUCCCAGAGAUGGGUACGGUCAAGGUGCCGUUUGCGAAGACAGUGUACAUUGACGCCUCUGAUUUCCGGACCGAAGACGCGGCGGACUAUUUCCGUCUGGCACCUGGCAAGAGCGUGGGCCUGUACCAGGUGCCGCACCCGAUCACAUGCACGUCGUUCCGUACCGAUGAGGCGGGUCAAGUGGUCGAGCUGCUGUGUCGCUACGAAAAUGGCGGAGAGAAAGUCGUGCCAAAGACCUACAUCCAGUGGGUGGCCGAGUAUGCGCCGCGCAAGAGCCCUGUGCGUGUGCGCGAAGUACGCCAAUUCAACCCUCUGUUCACAUGUGAGAACCCUGCGGCGCAGGAAAACUUCCUGGAUCACAUCAACCCGAACAGCAAGGAGGUGCUGAAGGAUGCGAUGAUCGAGGUGGCCUUUUACGAUGUUGCGCGCCAAUCGCUGGAGAAGGCGCGCGCGGACGCCUCAGAGCGCAAACGUAUUGCUACGCACCAAGCCGAAGAGGCCUUGGGCAAGGACCUGGCGGCGCGUCAGUCGGAGACGACGACGACCUCCUCGCUGCAGGCGACAGAGUCGAACACGAUUGGCAAGGAGUGUGUGCGCUUCCAGGCGAUGCGUGUGGGCUACUUUGCCGUGGAUAGUGACAGUUGCAUGGCGCUCUUUGGCGACAAUGUGAGCAACGGGGUGGACGACCUGGUGUUCAACCGCAUUGUCUCGCUCAAAGAGGACGUAGGCAAGUCGAAGUAA